GGGGCCGCGGCGCCGCGCCGCAAGAGAACAUGAGUUCAGCAGGGAGGAGAAGAGGAAGGCCCAACAGAGGAGGAGGAGGCCGAGGGAGAGGAAGCAGAGGAAGAGGAGGAGGCAGCAGCCAUUCCAACAAGGCUCAGCCUGGCGGAAGCAGGAAAUGCUCAACUAGAAUCUGGGACGAUGGAGAUGACUUCUGUCUGUUCAAGGAGCCAAGGCAGGAACCCAGCUCUAGUGCCCCUGCCAGGAGAGGAGGAGGGAAAUCUAAAGAGAGCCCUGAGACAAGAAUGCCUCUGCAGACCAUACACAUGACAUCAGAGAAUCAGAGAAGAGUGAAAGAACUCCUUCAAGAGCUUCAAGGGCAGGGGCUGGCUCCUGAAUCAGAAGUAGCUGGUUCUGGUGAAGACAAUGAAGAACCUGAUUACCUUGAUGAUGAGCAGUACUGGGCAACAGAUCAGGAAGUCUCUGACCUCCCACCAAGGUCUUCUGCUGAGCCAGCUGAGCAGAGGGUUGUGGAAAGUGAAGUGUCUUCCUUUGCUGUGCACAAACUGGCCAGGUACGGCUUUGACAGCCAACGCUGCAGGACGGUGCUGAGAUCCUGCAAUGGGAAUAUUGGGGCAUCUCUGGAGCAUUUGCUGCUGCAGUGCUUUGCUGAAAGGUAUGGAGAGAAGAUGGAGGUGUCUGCAGCAGCUGCUGGAGCCAGCCCAGAGGAGUGCUUAGAGCAGAGGCAAGAAGAGGCUUUUGCUCUCCGCUCCAUCUACGGAGAGAAGUUUGUCGAAAGGAUUCAGAACCGGGUGUGGACUUUUCCCCUGGAGCUGGACUACCUGGCAGGCAGGCUCCAGCAGCCUGGCCCAAAGGGGGCUUGUGCUAAGGACACAGGGAAGCAGGCUCCCAAGGAAAUCUGCAGAUUCUACCUCCAGGGAGGCUGCAGAUUUGGGGCAAAGUGCAGGUUUGCUCACGAGCUGCCUCCCAAACACCCGCUGAAGCCAAGCAGGAGCUCUGGAGAUGAUGCUCACCUGAGAGCUGCCAGUGAUGGUCCCCUCUAUGAACUGGAAGUGAGGUUUCCUGAAGGGAACAAAUACCCACUGCAGGCACCUCUGGUGGCAUUUUAUUCCACUGAUGAGAAUUUGCCUCCUGCUUCUCGCCUGCACAUUGCUGAGCUCCUCUAUGGCAAGGCCUUGCUGGCUGCAGAGGCUGGGGAGCCAGUGGUGUACACCUUGGUGACCUGCUUGGAAGAUGAGCUGGAGAUCAGUGAGGUACUCCUCAGAAGCACUCACCACAAGUACAGUGCUCCUCCUGUGGCCCUGCUGGCUGGCCCUGCGGUGCAGCUGCAGGCAGAGAGCGUGGCCAGUCCAAAGCCAGUGGCUGAAGCCUCAGCUGCGUCAGAGCCUGUGGAAGAAGAGGAGCAGCAGGAGGAGGAGGAGGAAGAGGAAGAAGAAGAUGAGCCUGAGGAAGUGGUUGUGGGCCAGGAGAGCUACGUGAACCUGAAGAAGAAGCAGCCCAAGAAGUGGGAGGUGCAGGCGAGGGCUGUGUGCCAGGAGAACGCCAGGAUCUGCGCCCAGUUCCGCCUCAGGAAGUCCUCCAGGCACUUCCAGUCCCUGCUGUACGAACGGCAGAAGCUGCCUGCCUGGCAAGAGAGGGACAGGAUCCUGGAGCUGCUCAGGAGCCACCAGGUGCUGGUUGUGAGUGGCAUGACAGGCUGCGGGAAAACCACUCAGAUCCCUCAGUUCAUCCUGGAUGCCUCCCUGCAAGGCUGCCCCAGCGGCGUGGCCAACAUCGUCUGCACGCAGCCCCGCAGGAUCUCGGCCGUGGCCGUGGCCGAGCGCGUGGCCAAGGAGAGGGCCGAGCGGCUGGGGCUCACCGUGGGCUACCAGAUCCGCCUGGAGAGCGUCAAGUCCUCAGCUACCAGGCUCCUGUACUGCACUACUGGGGUGCUGCUGAGAAGGCUGGAGGCAGACCUGACUUUGCAGGGCGUCACACAUGUCAUUGUUGAUGAAGUUCAUGAAAGAACAGAGGAAAGUGACUUCCUGCUGCUGGUGCUGAAGGAUCUCCUGGCCCAGAGGCCGGACCUGCGCAUCAUCCUGAUGAGCGCCACCCUGAACGCUGAGCUCUUCUCCCAGUACUUCCACUCCUGCCCAGUCAUCAGCAUCCCAGGUCGAACCUUCCCUGUGGAUCAGUUCUUUCUGGAGGAUGUGAUAGCAAUGACCAGGUACGUGCUGGAGGACAGCAGUCCCUACCGGCGCAAGGCGAAGCAGGAGAAGCAGAGCGGCAGGCACGAGAGAACUGCGUUUGAGGAAGUAGAAGAGGACCUGAGGUGUGCUGGCAUGCUGGAGGGCAGUGACAGAGCUGUCAGAGAUUCAGACCCAGACCAGAAACUAACUCUGAAGCAGCUCCUGGUGCGAUACAAAGGGGUGAGCAAAACAGUGUUGAAAACAAUGUCUGCCAUGGACUUGGACAAAGUUAAUCUGGAGCUGAUUGAAGCCUUGCUGGAGUGGAUAGUGGCUGGCAGGCACUCUUACCCCCCAGGUGCUGUGCUGAUAUUUUUGCCUGGCCUAGCAGAAAUCAAGAUGCUUUAUGAGCAGCUCCAGUCUAAUGCCCUUUUUAAUAACAGGCACAGCAAGAGGUGUGUGGUGUACCCCCUGCAUUCUUCCCUGUCCAGUGAGGAGCAGCAGUCUGUGUUCCUCAGGCCUCCUGCAGGAGUCACCAAAAUCAUCAUCUCUACAAACAUUGCAGAGACCUCUGUCACCAUUGAUGAUGUGGUCUAUGUGAUUGACUCUGGGAAGAUGAAAGAGAAGAGGUAUGACCCCAGCAAGGGGAUGGAGAGCCUGGAGGACACCUUUGUGUCCAAGGCCAAUGCCCUGCAGCGGAAGGGGCGAGCAGGCCGCGUGGCCUCGGGGGUCUGCUUCCACCUCUUCAGCAGCCACCACUACCAGCAUCAGCUGAUAAACCAGCAGCUGCCUGAGAUACAGAGGGUGCCCUUGGAGCAGCUUUGUCUCAGGAUCAAGAUCCUGGAGGUGUUUGCAGCCCAGAGCCUGCACUCCGUCUUCUCCCGGCUGCUGGAGCCGCCCCGAGCCGAGUCCCUGCGAGCCUCCAAGCUGCGGCUGCAGGACCUGGGGGCGCUGACUGCAGAUGAGAAGCUCACCCCCCUGGGCUACCACCUGGCUUCUCUGCCUGUGGAUGUCAGGAUUGGCAAGCUGAUGCUCUUUGGCACCAUCUUCCGCUGCCUGGACCCUGCCCUCACCAUAGCUGCCAGCCUGGCCUUCAAGUCCCCCUUCGUGUCACCGUGGGAUAAAAGGGAGGAAGCCAACAGGAAGAAGCUGGAGUUUGCAGUGGGGAACAGUGACUACCUGGCUCUCCUGCAGGCCUACAAGGGCUGGCGUCUGAGCGUCCAGGAGGGCUCCCAGGCAAGCUACAACUACUGCAGGGAGAACUUCUUGUCAGGAAGAGUUCUUCAGGAGAUUGCAAGCCUGAAGAGGCAGUUCACAGAGCUGCUCUCUGACAUUGGCUUCGUGAAGGAGGGCUUGAGAGCCAGGGACAUGGAGAAGAAGUGGUCCCAAGGAGGUGAUGGUGUGUUGGAUGCCACAGGAGAAGAGGCAAACUCCAACGCAGAGAACUUCAAGCUGAUCUCAGCCAUGCUGUGUGCUGCUCUCUACCCCAACGUUGUCCAGGUGAAAAAGCCAGAGGGCAAAUUCCAGAAGACCAGCACAGGAGCAGUCAGAAUGCAGCCCAAAGCAGAAGAGCUGAAGUUUGUUACCAAGAAUGAUGGCUAUGUCCACAUCCACCCCUCCUCUGUCAACUACCAGACUCGGCACUUCGAGAGCCCCUACCUGGUGUACCACGAGAAGGUGAAGACCAGCAGGGUGUUCAUCCGGGACUGCAGCAUGGUCUCUGUCUACCCCCUGGUGCUGCUGGGCGGCGGCCAGGUCCACAUGCAGCUGCACCACGGCCACUUCCUCAUCUCCCUGGACGACGGCUGGAUCCGCUUCGUCGCUGCCUCCCACCAGGUGGCGGAGCUGGUGAAGGAGCUGCGCUGCGAGCUGGACCAGCUGCUGCAGGACAAGAUCCGGAACCCCAGCAUGGACCUGUGCCUGUGCCCCCGCGGCUCCCGCAUCAUCGCCAUGAUCGUCAAGCUGGUCACCACCCAGUAG
Dryobates pubescens (Downy woodpecker) is the source of this 4142-nucleotide messenger RNA. It is a transcript of the gene DHX57, whose product is annotated as DExH-box helicase 57. Gene Ontology annotation, molecular function: RNA binding; metal ion binding; protein binding. Gene Ontology annotation, cellular component: intracellular anatomical structure. Lineage: Eukaryota; Metazoa; Chordata; Aves; Piciformes; Picidae. The record is from RefSeq and is a predicted model, not a curated record. The transcript is spliced from 25 exons. The coding region runs from base 30 to 4142 and encodes 1370 amino acids.